CGCUAAGAUUGGACAGACGGACUGGAUUUAGUCAUUAAAUCUACAUAGAAUUAUCCAGUCACACUCAAUGAUUUGGUGGUGGCGUGUUUAUGCAGUGGAUGGAUAGAUGAGUGGUGUUAGAGACGCCAUUCGACUCACUGAACCGGCGAUAAACAACAAUCACGAACUCUAAGGAAGAAGUAAUGUUAAAACUCAGCCUGAGGAGAAACAAGAUCUUCCUUUUGGUCGUGGUGGCGCUGAGCCCCGUUAUGUACCAUGUAAUACAACAAGAGCGUAGAGUGCACUUCAGUAGUCAACCAGAGUUGAUAAUUGAGCCAUCUUUACUGGAGAAAAUACAAACAUUAAAAUCAAGAUUACGGGAAGCUGAAUUUCAGAAUUCUGCAAGAUCCCAAGAACUGAUAUCUUUACAAUCACAGAUUGCUCAGUUAGUAGGAAGACACUCCAAAUCUACAAAACACUCUUUUAAAAAUGGUAGCAGUUCCAGCGAGCAUUUAUCGUUGGAUUCCUCUGCAUUAAAUUUACCAAGUAUAUACCAUCUUAUGCCGCAUCUGAUGGAUCAUCCAGACAGCUUAGCUCCUGCACUCCGAAUAGGCAAAGAUCGCGUUGGAGUGUCUCUAGUAUUUGGCAUUCCAACAAUUAGACGUCAGAAGUCGUCAUAUUUAUUAAAUACAUUAGCAUCAUUACUUGAUGGAAUGAACCAGGAUGACAAAGAUGAUACUGUAAUUGUUGUUUUUAUUGCUGAGACUGAUGCAGGGUAUGUGAAACAAAUAGCGACGUCUGUCUCAGAAAGGUUUCCAGCUGACAUUGAAGCAGGUUCAAUAGAAGUUGUCGCUCCUCAUGCAAGUUUUUAUCCAGAUUUAGACAAUUUGCCUCUUACAUUUGGCGACUCCAAAGACAGAGUCAAGUGGAGAACCAAGCAAAACCUUGACUUCUGCUAUCUUAUGAUGUACUCUCAGAAGAAGGCAAGAUUUUAUGUCCAGCUAGAAGAUGAUGUAGUCGCCACUCCGGGGUUUGCGAACACCAUCAGAACUUUUGCCAUACAGCAAGAUUCCAAUCGCUGGCUGAUGCUAGAGUUCUCUUCCCUGGGAUUUAUAGGAAAGUUGUUUCGCUCUACGGAUCUUAACAAGUUAAUAGAGUUCUUUCUGAUGUUUCACAAGGACAAGCCAGUGGAUUGGCUCCUGGAUCACAUUCUGUGGGUCCGAGUGUGCAACCCAGAGAAAGACCAGGCACACUGUAACCGCGAAAAGAGUCAGCUUCGAAUCCGCUUCAAACCAUCCCAGUUCCAGCAUGUUGGCAAAGAGUCUUCCCUCAAAGGAAAGCGUCAGAAUCUUAUUGAUAAAGACUUUAAGAAAGCGCCACUAUUCCAAGCUCACCUGAACCCAAAGGCGAACGUGUUCACUACCCUUGAGAACUACCAACAAUUCCGUAUCGACCGUGCAUACACGGGGCAGACGUUCUUUUGGUGCUACCCUCCACAUGUGGGUGACGUCAUACGGAUGCAGUUUGAUGAACCAAUCGAUAUUAAAUCAUUUCGGUUCAAGACAGGCAAUCACGAACAUCCAGGAGAUAUAAUACGUAACGCUACUGUGGAAGUGAUGUCUGCUGACAGUAAGCAGACCGCUAUCAGACUACCAGAUCUCCCAGCUGGUUCAUCUCCGGAAGCGAAGAAAAACUACACACGCAACGAGUACCCAGUCUCCGCGUACAAGGUCGUAGGCAUCUUCAACAAGUUCGGGAUUGCUGAUGGGACGGUCGCUAGUGAUAUCACCAACACAGUAGAGCUCAUGAUACGCGUCCUAACCCAUCCCACGCCCAACUGGAUUAUCCUAAGCGAGAUCCAUAUCGUGACCAACAAGAAAAUGAAGAGCUGACACAGAAUGGAUAAAAUUCCUUAAAAUUGUCUUCGCAUUCAAGGGUUCGGUAAUACGUGAAUCUAGUGUCGCCACUCAUCGUUAAAAAUCAGAGCGUUCAUGGCGUAUUCUCCUGUGCAGCGGUCCACGUUAGGCUGAUCCCAGGGAUAUUAUAGACUUAGAAUGUCCUGGUGGUUAAAGAAGCUACAAAGAAUUUAUACAUUUGGACUGCUCGUUGAUAUAAUUCACUCUUCAAAAGAGCAACACACUUAAAGGUUCCUGCUCAUACCUGGGGUCUGUGACGAGUUACGAGUCCUCUAGCAGACCAUGGGCCUGUGACGGAGUCACGAGUCCCCUAUCAGACCAUGGGUCUGUGACGAGUCACGAGUCCUCUAGCAGACCAUGGGUCUGUGACGAGUCACGAGUCCUCUAGCAGACCAUGUGUCUCUGACGAGUCCUCUAGCAGACCAUGGGUCUGUGACGAGUCGCGAGUCCUCUAGCAGACCAUGGGUCUGUGACGAGUCGCGAGUCCUCUAGCAGACCAUUAACUCAAUGGAUUGCAGGUGGUGUAACGCGAUCCUUUAGUGAAUCCCGUCUCGAUGUGAGUGACUUGCAGCAAAUCUAGAUGUGGACAUA
Messenger RNA from Nematostella vectensis (starlet sea anemone), 2486 nucleotides. Its product is annotated as alpha-1,3-mannosyl-glycoprotein 4-beta-N-acetylglucosaminyltransferase B. Gene Ontology annotation, cellular component: Golgi stack; endoplasmic reticulum-Golgi intermediate compartment; endoplasmic reticulum. Gene Ontology annotation, molecular function: acetylglucosaminyltransferase activity. The transcript has 14 exons. Lineage: Eukaryota; Metazoa; Cnidaria; Anthozoa; Actiniaria; Edwardsiidae. The record is from RefSeq and is a predicted model, not a curated record. Gene Ontology annotation, biological process: protein N-linked glycosylation. The coding region runs from base 183 to 1871 and encodes 562 amino acids.